AUGGCCCGCCAGUGGAUCUUAAACAGCCAGAAUGGCUUCGAAAACUCCCUUGAGUACCGAAAGGAUAUCCGAAUUCCAUCUUCAAGUGAUCUCGGUCCCAAAGAUGUCUUGGUAAAAAUGCUCGCCGCUAGCUUGAACUACCGUGACCUGAUGAUUGCAACUCCAGGGACAAUCGCAGGCCCCAUUCAGCCACCCUUGAUACCUGGAUGUGAUGGUGCCGGGAUAGUCGAGGCCAUCGGCUCGUCUGUUCAGGAUUUUCGUCCCGGUGACAGGGUGGUUACCUACCUAGCUCCAAAGCUAGUUGAAUCAAGCGGUAACGACGCGGUUCCCACUGCCGCUGAUACUUUCGCCAUGUUGGGAUGCGGUAUAUCUGGGACUCUGAGAUCACAUGCUGUUUUCCCAGAAGCUGCACUAGUCCCUGCUCCGAGAUCUCUCGACUGGUUGCCCGCUUCAACACUGACCUGUACGUGGACAACGGCCUGGAAUGCUCUAUUCGGGCUCAAGGGAAAACAAGUCAGCCCGGGCUCUUGGGUCCUUGUUCAAGGCACGGGCGGCGUCAGUAUUGCAGCUCUACAACUAGCCGUUGCUGCUGGGGCCAACGUUGUGGCAACGACAUCUACAGCCGAUAAAUCGGCAAGACUAGUUGCUCUAGGUGCUGCGCAUACCAUUAACUACGUCUCAAACCCAACGUCUUGGGGUACAGAGGCUCGGAAGCAUACGCCAGGAGGUAGGGGCUUCGACAUCAUUAUUGACGUGGGAGGGGAUGAGACCUUGCCGCAAUCUCUGGCCGCCGCGCGGGCUGACGGUCUUCUCAUGGUUAUUGGAGGCGUAGGAGACUCGAAAGCUGAGCCGGUCCCGUUGUUGGCGGCUCUAAUCCAUACUUGCAUCGUCAGGGGAAUCCUUGGUGGGACUCGGACACAGUUCUAUGACCUUGUGAAGUUUAUAGAUGAGAAGGACAUUAAGCCUACUGUAGAUGAGGCUGUGUUCGAGCUUGCCGAGGCUAAGGAUGCUUAUCGACGCUUGAGCGAAAAGAAACACUUCUCUAAGGUUGUGAUACGGAUUGAUCACUAG
This is a messenger RNA of Xylaria bambusicola, 1071 nucleotides long. Its product is annotated as putative alcohol dehydrogenase. Gene Ontology annotation, molecular function: oxidoreductase activity. NCBI's taxonomy places the organism in Eukaryota, Fungi, Ascomycota, Sordariomycetes, Xylariales, Xylariaceae. Bases 1 to 1071 code for a protein of 356 amino acids. The transcript is spliced from 2 exons. The record is from RefSeq and is a predicted model, not a curated record.